AUGGCAACCAAAAUUGGUUACAGUUCUCCAGGUGUAGACGGCAGAAACCUGGCCUUAGGGAAGCCGGCCAGCCAGUCUUCCAUCCAUCCCCAUGACAUCAUUGGGUCAGCAGACAAAGCCGUGGAUGGGAACUGCACUGGGGAUUGGUAUCAAAAGUCCUGCACCCACACCAAAAAUGAGAAAAACCCCUGGUGGUUGGUGGACCUGGGGGAGUCUCAUAAAAUCUCGGUGGUGCUGGUGAAAAACCGGCAGGACUGCUGUGGCGAAAGGCUGUUUAAAGCGGAGGUCCGCUUAGGAGACUCUCUGGAGGACCAUGGAAGAGCCAAUCCCCUCUGUGGGAUUAUCCCGAACCCCAGCCCAGGCUCCAUCACCACCAUCUACUGCAACGGGAAGCAAGGCCGCUACAUCAGUGUCCACUUACCCAGGAAGGAGUACUUGACCAUCUGUGAACUGGAGGCCUAUGGCAUCAAACAAUCCCAAUCAGAUUGGGUAAGGAUUGGAGGACUUCCAGCCCUCUGGACAUCGCCAAGAGACCGAAGGAGGAUGAAGCUCAUCGUCUGGGGGGCUCUGCUGGCCACCACCCUCCUGGCAGGCCCUGCAGCAGCUCAGAGUUGCGGGCCUCCACCUGGAGAUUCAGAGCCAAAUAAUUUGGCCUUAGGGAAGUCAGUCUUCCAGUCCUCCAUCGACCACAAUGGACCACCAGAGAAAGCUGUGGAUGGGAACUGCAACGGGAUAUAUUCCAAUGGCUCCUGUACUCACACCCACCAAGAGAGAAACCCCUGGUGGUUGAUGGACCUCGGGAAGUCUCAUAAAAACUUGAUGGUGGUGGUGAAAAACCGGCAGGACUGCUGUAACCAAAGGCUGUUUAAAGCGGAGGUCCGCUUAGGAGACUCUCUGCAGGACUAUGGAACAGCCAACCCUCUCUGUGGGAUUAUCCUGGACAGCAGCCCAGGCUCCGUCUCCAACAUUUCCUGCAACGGGAAGCAAGGCCGCUACCUCAAUGUCCACUUACCCAGGAAGGACACCUUGACCAUCUGUGAACUGGAGGUCUACAGCCCCAAGUCAUCUGAUCUAUGGAUCCCCAGGAAUCCCUGUGUGACCACUUUGUCCUUAUUGGGACUCCUCAGAGAGGGAUGGCUGUCAAGCUGUGGGAUUAUCCCGAACCCCAGCCCAGGCUCCAUCACCACCAUCUACUGCAACGGGCAGCAAGGCCGCUACAUCAGUGUCCACUUACCUGGGGAGGACUACUUGACCAUCUGUGAACUGGAGGCCUACAGCACUUGUAUAGCUCCCAAUCAGAACCGAGGCUGGUCAGAGGGAGGUCCGCACUCACCUGAAGCACCUGCAAGUGGAAAGAAGCUCUCCUUGUUCACCCUCCAGCGAGGACUUCCAGCCCUCUGGACAUCGCCAAGAGACCGAAGGAGGAUGAAGCUCAUCUGGGGGGCUCUGCUGGUCACGACCCUCCUGGCAGGCCCUGCAGCAGCUCAGAGUUGCAGCCCUCUACCUGGAGAUUCAGAGCCAAAGAAUUUGGCCUUAGGGAAGCCGACCUCCCAGUCCUCCAUCUACCCCAAUGAGUAUGGUGGACCACCAGAGAAAGCUGUGGAUGGGGACUGCAGUGGGCUGUGGACCGAUGCCUCCUGUACCCACACUAACUUGGAGAGAAACCCCUGGUGGUUGGUGGACCUGGGGGAGUCUCAUAAGAUCUCGGUGGUGAUGGUGAAAAACCGGCAUGACUGCUGUGGCGAAAGGCUGUUUGAAGCGGAGGUCCACUUAGGAGACUCUCUGGAGGACCAUGGAAGAGCCAAUCCCCUCUGUGGCAUUAUCCCGAACCCCAGCCCAGGCUCCAUCACCACCAUCUCCUGCAACGGGCAGCAAGGCCGCUACAUCAGUGUCCACUUACCUGGGGAGGACUACUUGACCAUCUGUGAACUGGAGGCCUAUGGCCCCAAGUAGAGAAGCCACUGCGUCCUGUCUGGCAACUGGACGAAUGACCUGGCCUCCACCGUCCUGUUCGGCAGCGUCAGUAACACCGGGGUCUUCAGCGGCGUCUACCAAACGGCCGUCUCGUCCUCCGCCAACCCCAUCCGGCCAUCCCCGCUGCGGGGCAUCCAGCGCAAGGGGGACAAGCCCACCUUCGGCUUCACCGUCAACUGGAGCUUCUCCGAGUCCGUCACCGUCUUUGCCGGCCAGUGCUUCGUGGCUGAGGACGGGAAGGAGCUGCUGAAGACCGUCUGGUUGCUGCGCGAGACAGCGGCCUCCAAGAAAGACGACUGGGGAGCAACCAAAAACCGAGGCUGGUCAGAGGGAGGUCCGCACUCACCUGAAGCACCUGCUGGUGGAAAGAAGCUCUCCUUGUUCACCCUCCAGGAAGGACUUCCAGCCCUCUGGACAUCGCCAAGAGACCGAAGGAGGAUGAAGCUCAUCGUCUGGGGGGCUCUGCUGGCCACGACCCUCCUGGCAGGCCCUGCAGCAGCUCAGAGUUGCAGGCCUCCACCUGGAGAUUCAAAGCCAAAGAAUUUGGCCUUAGGGAAGCCGACCUCCCAGUCCUCCAUCUUCCCCAAUGGACCACCAGAGAAAGCUGUGGAUGGGAAUUGCAACGGGAUGUGGAAUGGUGCCUCCUGUACCCACACUUACCAAGAGAAACCCUGGUGGUUGAGGGACCUCGGGAAGUCUCAUAAAAACUUGAUGGUGGUGUUGAAAAACCGGCAGGACUGCUGUGGCGAAAGGCUGUUUAAAGCGGAGGUCCGCUUAGGAGACUCUCUGCAGGACUAUGGAACAGCCAACCCCCUCUGUGGGAUUAUCCUGAACACCAGCCGAGGCUCCAUCACCACCAUCAACUGCAACGGGAAGCAAGGCCGCUACAUCAGUGUCCACUUACCUGGGGAGAACUACUUGACCAUCUGUGAACUGGAGGCCUACGGCCCCAAGUACUGUGGGACCAUCACCGAUACCCUGGGCUCCAUCAGCACCAUCUCCUGUGACGGUCAAGUGGAACGCUACGUCAGCGUCACCAUUCCUGGCCGCACGGUCUCCCUGGCCCUGUGCGAGUGGAGGUCUACGGGACCCAGUCCAGCUACAAACGUGGCCAGAGGACGUCCAGCUUUCCAAUCGUCCACCUACGUGAGCCAGUUCAAUUCAGUAGCCAGAAAAGCCGUAGACGGGAACUGCAGCGGACGCUGGAUUGGGCAGAACACUUGCACCCACACGAAGCGAGAAAGGGGGCCCUGGUGGUACGUGGACCUGGGUAGCUGGUAUGCCGUCUCUUCCGUGGUGGUGAAAAACCGAGAGGACUGCUGUGGAGAAAGGCUCCAGGGGGCAGAGAUCCGCGUGGCUGACUGCGUGCCCACCCAUGGGCUAUCCAAUCGUCUUUGCUUCUGCUGGGGCUGCCAGGAGCUCAUGCCAGGCGCCUGGAAAUCUCCGCGGAGACGUUCUCCAACUGUCCGUGUUUCCGUCUGUAGGAAGGCAUUAACUGCUCUCUUCUUUAAUUCGCUCUUUCUGAACCACAACAAACCACAGAAGGGUGUCCUCCUUUCUUCCCUUCCAACAGCUGUGGGACCAUCACCGAUACCCGUCUGGGCUCCAUCAGCACCAUCCUGUGACGGUCAAGUGGGACGCUACGUCAGCGUCACCAUUCCUGGCCGCACGGUCUCCCUGGCCCUGUGCGAGGUGGAGGUCUACGGGACCCAGGUGUGAAUCCAGGACCCCUGAGCCUCAGGACACGACUCAAUCU
Messenger RNA from Thamnophis elegans (Western terrestrial garter snake), 3730 nucleotides. RefSeq lists its product as uncharacterized. The record is from RefSeq and is a predicted model, not a curated record. Gene Ontology annotation, molecular function: biotin binding. Lineage: Eukaryota; Metazoa; Chordata; Lepidosauria; Squamata; Natricidae.